GUCUCUCUUUACAUUCCUCCUCACUUUAGGCCAUCGACCAUGUGGUUCAAUGGACCUGUUACAGAAGCCGUAUCUCUUGUGAAUACUAAGAAUUGCGUGUUUGUUGUCUAUAUAUUUGAUGAUUCCACGAAUAGUCAGCAGCUUGAUGCAGCACUAGAAAACGAGACGGUUGUGCAAAAGAUAACAUCGGACGCAGUGGCGCUGAAAAUGCACAAGGAUUCAGAAAAUGCAAAAUUAUUUCAGCAGCUAUAUCCGAUGCCGCAUAUCCCUAUCUUGUACUUUAUAAGACAGGGCACGAUUAAAGAGUUUGGAACGCAAGAUUCCAGUGCAGAAGAAAUUAUUGCCAAGAUUGACCAGGCCGCUCAAGUAGUAGCAGCACCAUCUUCAGCAACUUCAUCGCCCGUUCAUCCUGCUCCACAGCCAGCCACAUUUAACUCACCAAUCCCGCAGCAACAUUUCGUUGCUACCUCGUCUUCAUCCACUAGUAACAAUCCUUCCUCUGCCACUACUACGAACGAUCCUGUAAAUGCUGCAUCGUCUUCGCCAGAUGCUUUAGCGAAAAAAGAAAAACUUCGAGAGCAAAUGGAAGAAGCAAGAAAAAAGCGCGAAGAAAAGGAAAAACAGGAUGCUCGCGAACGCGAAAUGAAACGACGCGAGGAUGGAAAAGUGAUGCAGCAAACAAAACAACAAAUGGAGGAUCAGCGAAACAAACAGCAUUUCGCAAAGAUCAAGAAAGAAAAGAAAGAGGAGGAGGAGCAUCGCCGAAAGAUUAAAGAGCAAAUUGCCCGAGAUAGAGCCGAACAAAUUGCCGCGAGACAGGCUGCUGCAAAGAAACGUCAAUCAGAGAGUUCGCCUACCACUUCUCCGCCAGUGGGAGAACGGAAAAGUGCCAGCGGACAACAGUAUGAUGCAAGCAGCAUCAGUAUUCGGCAAUUGGAUGGAUCAUCACUACGAAACAAGUUUCAAGCAACCGAUACAUUGGCUGCUGUAAAAGAUUGGAUUGAUCAGAACCGUACCGAUGGUGAUCAACCGUACAAACUCCUAGCACAAUUUCCAACGCGUCAAUUCAGUAUUGGAGAUGAACAAAAAUCGCUUCGUGAACUUGACCUAUGUCCGAGUGCUACCAUCAUCAUGAAAGGCAUUAAAAACGUUAGUCAUGCAUAUGGUGGAGCUGGCGGUAAUAGUGGCUCAUACUUUGAUCAUGUAUAUUCUGCGGGAGGCAUGCUAUAUAAUGCUGCGAGCGCGGUGGGAUCUACAAUGUCGGGGGUGAUGUACUCGUUAUUCCCAGCAGAACAGGCAACAUCUUCUGGUGCAGAUCCGACAACACCUGCUGUAGGCGCAUAUCCUGGUGCAUCGGCGGCUUCUGCUACUCCUACAACAUCAUCCUCUGCUACUUACGGUGGACAACGACUCGGCGGUGGCUCACCACGACCUGGACCGAGAUCAAACGGAAGCAACGUAAACACGCUUCGAACAAGUGAAUUUGACGAUGAUGACGAUGGUCGGACGUAUAAUGGAAAUUCUCUGAAUCAGGAGUAAGAAAUAAAAAGGUGACACGGUUGGUUGUUGCUGCUGCUACCUUUUAUCACUUCUUCUUUACGUUCUUUUAGUCGUUUGUAUAUUUGCGCUUCCUCCCUCUCUUAAACCCUAUAUUAAUAAAAAACGCAACUGUACAAUAUGAA
Molecule: messenger RNA, 1682 nt
Organism: Zychaea mexicana
Lineage: Eukaryota; Fungi; Mucoromycota; Mucoromycetes; Mucorales; Lichtheimiaceae
Exons: 11
Coding region: 40-1539 (499 amino acids)
Molecular function (GO): protein binding
Source: RefSeq, a predicted model, not a curated record